Chroicocephalus ridibundus (black-headed gull) is the source of this 5315-nucleotide messenger RNA. RefSeq names its product sorting nexin 20 (gene SNX20). The transcript has 4 exons. Gene Ontology annotation, cellular component: early endosome membrane. The record is from RefSeq and is a predicted model, not a curated record. Bases 148 to 1134 code for a protein of 328 amino acids. Gene Ontology annotation, biological process: protein transport. Lineage: Eukaryota; Metazoa; Chordata; Aves; Charadriiformes; Laridae. Gene Ontology annotation, molecular function: phosphatidylinositol phosphate binding.
GUAAAACACAGAAUGUGCCUGUUAGAAGAAAACACAGACAUAUUUUUCUGCGUUUUGAAAAUGCGAAGCAGGCUUUUCAUGACUUCGCCCAGACUGCACACGCACCACAACUAAAAGCUCUUCAUCGGUUUCCAGUGAUAGCUUGCAAUGGACCAAGACUCACACUGCACAGCAGAAAGGGAACUGUUGGAAGCUGUAAGCAGGAUUACUACAUUUUCUACCACAAGUCCCUCUGAAGAAGAACAAAAUCAACCCAAAGCUGAAAUUUCAUGUCAAGUGAGAAAAGAAAACCCAGAAAAAGAUGACCCGCAAGAUUCCAGUGCAUCCCUAAGUCCCAACUCAUCAAUGACCACAAAGGAGCUUCAGGAAUAUUGGAGGAAUGAAAAAUGCCAGUACAGACAAGUCAAACUCCUUUUUGAAAUCCCAUCAACCAGAAUUGUAGAGCACCGCUUAUCUAAAUACGUGAUGUAUAAAAUCAUCAUUUUGCAAACAGGAAGUUUUGACAGCAACAAGUCUGUAAUUGAACGGCGUUAUUCAGAUUUUGAGAAACUGCACAGAAAUCUGCUGGAGGAGUUUAGUGAAGAAAUGGAAGAUGUGACCUUUCCCAAAAAAACUCUAACAGGGAACUUCACAGAAGAAGUAAUCAAUGAGAGAAAAUUAGCCUUCAAGGACUACUUGAGACUUCUCUAUUCUAUGAAGUAUAUCCGAAGAUCAAAAAAAUUUAUUGACUUUUUAACAAGACUGGAGCUUCAGGAAGCAUAUGGUUGCCUGCGGGGUGGCCACUACACCAAAGCUUUGGAAAUCCUUUUAGAAGUCAUUGGUCUGCAGGAAAGGCUGACGAGAGGCAACCCUGUUUCAAUUGUCCCUACUCUCUGUGCUAUCGUCGUGUGCCACAAGGACCUGGAAAAUCCAGCAAGUGCCUUUGAAUAUGGAGAAAAAGCUCUAUCACGCCUUCGUGUGCAUACCAGCCACAGGUAUUAUAUUCCUUUGUUAGAAACAAUGAUCACUUUGGCAUAUGAACUUGGCAAGGAUUUUCUGUCUUUGCAAGAAAAACUGGAAGAAUGGAAGGCAAAAAAAGAUCCCAUACGGGUUUUUACCCUGAAAGAACUUGCAGUUCGGGAGUAUGUACAAUGAACACAAGAAACAAUUCCAUUAAAGAGCAAAGCUGUCAGCUCUUUUUCUCCAAAUACAAACUCGUGAAAGAGUAAGAACUGGAAAUUACCUGUUUGGCUAACGUAACUUUAUAGUAAUAGAAAAUAAUUAAAUAUCUUUCACGUUCAAAAGGGACAUUAACAUUUAUGUUGGAAAAUAUUAUAUUUACUCUACAGAUAUAAGAAGCACCUAGGCUUAUUAAGGCUUUUGGAAAGAAAUUUGCAACAAAAAAAAAUCAUUUAUGAUUUGCUUAUUUUGAAAAUAGACUAUUUUGUGUGAAAAGUCAGAACAGGAAAAUACAAUUAAUAAAGCAGUUAUGAGCUUGCAGAAUCAGAGCCAUCAGAGCUCAUGUGGAAACUACUUCCUUUCAAGAAGAGAAGCAUCUCCUCAGUCGAUGCAAUCUAAAGGAUGCAUCUUCAGACACUGAAUGUAGUUUUUCACUCUUCCAGCUGAAGCCUGGUCAAACAACACUUGCCGUUUCUGAGAAUGAUGGGAUUGGUCCUGUUCCCACUGAAGUCAGCUGCUGUGGGUGGGAGGACCUGGGGGGAGGCUUACAAUCAGCUUUGGUAGGAGCAAAAAAUACAAGCAAUGAUCAUUCCACCAGAGAUGAGGGAAUAUGCUUCAUUUCCCUUUUGUAGCUGAUACAGUUUUAUGACUUGCACUGAAGGCAUAUUCUUGUUUGGGGUGAUCUUUAAGUACAGCUCUGACCAGGCUAGAAAAUUCAUACCACAUGCACUAUGUACAUAAUGGAAAGGAACCACAGAAGACUGCUGCUGAGGAGAACAUCUGGCUAAUAUAAUGCUAACAUUUAAUUCUGAUUAUCAAGCUGUGAGACACUUGGUUAACAAUCAGUCUGUGUUAAGCAUGUGCUUCCCUGUUGUCUUUCAGAGGUUUGUGUAAACUGAGCAUUGCCUUAGCUUUACAGCCUGGUACACCAUGCAAAUAUCAUCCUGGUGGCACUGUGAUAUUACAGUUAAUUCUUUCAGGGAUCCAACCCACAUAAACAAAUACUAAGCUUGUCUUGGCCUUGCACUCUUGUGAAGCUUCCUACAAGCUGAAAAAGUCUCUGUUUACCUGCUUCUGUAAUUUCUCUCAACUUUAUUAUUUCUCCCAUACACUUAUUUUAAUAAUCUGGUAAAUGAAUUCUCAUAAAUAUUGUCAUUAACUUGUCAUGCUAGCAUAGGUCAUUAUUCUCUGCUGAAUGUAGUCCAGUGACUACUUUCAGGCCUGUACUACAGGUACAGAUACUACACGUGUCACAAUGACACUGUCUAUAAAUUAAGAAUAACUGUAUUAACUUACCUCCCAGACACAUAAAAGAAUAACAUAAUCAAAAGCGCACUGAACCUGAAAAACAUUGUUUUGCAUUGUUACAAGAAGGAUGGCUUGGAAAAAAUACAGAAUAAUAGGAGUGUCUAGGGUGGAAAGUUAGUAUUUUAAGUAGCUAUUACAGCUAGGAAUUAAAUUCAAAAUAUGUGGAUUAUUUGUUAUUUGACAAUUAUUAUUUUUUCUAGUUAUACCAGAAGUAAGAGAAUUAAGGAUCGUUAAUUAAGAGUCUUAAGGACUAAUCUUCCCAUAACAUACCAUAUUGCAGGACAGUUAAAAUGGAUCGAAAGUAACACCUUAGAGGAUCAUGUCUGAAUCGGUAACAAAGUGGUGAAGAAGAAAGUAUGUCAGGGGUCUGCACCACACUCAGGCGACUUGAAGUUAAGGCAGAAAGGAAGCGUGGCCAUCAUGCCGCUCUAUCUCCUCAGCAGUUUAUGGUGAAAGACCAAAAGAAUAGGGAAAAAUAAUUUUCCCCCUUUUGCUCCCUCCCCUCAUUGUAUGCAGUGUCCCAGGCAUAGCUGCCUUGGAUUCUCCUCAGGUUUCUAUGAGACAGUACUUGAGUAGCUAAUUGCGUCCACAGACUCUCACCCUCUGGCUGACUACAGGAUUAGAGAGUCCAUAAGUAUUUGUCUAGCAAGGAUAAGUACCAGGAAAGCAGCACAUCAGAGAAAUCUUACUUAACCUUUACUUAUGGUAAUACUAUAACUUUCCAUCUCUGAAGGAUUAACCGAUCCAAAGCUAACCAAUUUUUGUUGGCAUGGCAGUGCAAUUAGGACUAUGAGGAGGUGCUAUUUGGCUAAGAGAAAAAUUUACAUAAUUCAAAAGGCACUAAAAUAAACAGUUCCAAAAACACCCACUGUUUUGUUGGUAUAAGCCAAAUUUCUUCUGAGAAUGCUUUUCCAUAAAAUGUACUAGCAGAGUUUUGUCAGCAAAACAGUCCUAGAAUAGGUCACUUUGUCCCUAUGCACCAGAAGGCAGAGGUCAGUCUCCUUGCAUUAUGGGGGAAAAUGAACUAAAUAAAUACAGGAUUGGUGUGAAGAAAGAACUGUGUGUUAGACAAUUCCUCCCACACUGAACUUCUUUAAUGCAGAGCCUUUUCAGUAGGGCAUCUCUGGCAACCAGUCAGCUACAAUGUCUUCAGAGCUACCUGGGGAGAACGUAUCAUCUGCCUCACUCAGAGGACUGAUUUCAAUUUCUGCUGCAUUAAGACUUCCAGUCAAGCCACUUCACGUACGAAUCCGCAGAGCCUACAACAUGUGUCAUCAAAUGGUCAAGCGUAGUGUUCAUAAAAUCAGUUUGUGAUUUCAUUACUAUUACAAUACAAGAAAAUUAAAACUCCCCCAACAAUUCAACCUCCCCCAAGCAAAUCAUGUAUGUAUUCCCUUCCUACAAACGCAGAGCCUGUGACCUUCAGAUUUACUAAUCUCUUCAGAGAUGACAUUGAAAAUUCCUGGAAAGAGAAAACUAGUAUGGUGAUGGCAAUAAAUGGGGACCCACGGGGCCUAGAUUUCACCUAGAGCUCUGCCACAGACUUGGUCUGAAAUUUGCACAAGUAACUUAACCUCUGUGCUCCUAAAGUUUCCUCAUUCAGGUUUUCAGUACUUACUGAACAGAAAAGCUGUGAAACUUGACCAAAUAUGUUAACUCCAACAUUUAGUUUAGAAAUGUGCGUUGGUAUGGAAGCAAUUUUGAUUUGUACAAGCCUAUUUCAUUUCUUGAAGAUAUCUUGAAAUGGAAGUGAACUUAGAGACAGUAAGGUGCCAAACCUGUGUGCUUAUUGUUGAUUGCAUAGUUUCUUACUAAUGCAGUCUUAUUUUAGAAUCUGGUGUUACUUUCCUUAUAGACUAGAAAAAUUACAAAAUUAUCUGUUUAUUGCACUGGACUGUAGUGAGACUAUGCUGGCUCAUCAGCUCCAUAGGCAAUCGGCCAGUUCUGAUUUCCUAGCUGUGUACUCUCAGAGACUGCUUGGACCUGCCAAAAGAAUUCUGCUUUCAUUUACUCAUAUUUCAAAAGCCAACUUCUGCAUAUUCUUUCUUACUUGAUUUUUACAGCAAAGUGAGUAUUCGGCAGUUACUUGUUAUUAAACUAAAAGGUAAGGGCAUUUCUGCUCUCAUACUGACCCUAUUAUCGUCCACUUGGAAUGACAGCCUGCAAGGACCGGGUUCCCUCUGGCUGUUCAUGUGACUUUAUCUUCCACAGUUAAAACUUGUAGCCAGGCAGGGCUGAUUUCCUGGCGGGAGUCAGAGAGGAUUAGUCUCUUUCCCUGUUAACAUUACCCAGUGCAGGGAUACAGUAGGGGCUGCAGAGCCCCCAGUCAUUAAUUGAAUUGGUCCUGGCUUUUUCAUAAGAUGUAUAAAAAUUAAACAGGUGCUCUCCACAUGCCACCACAUCUUGUUUUUUCUCUGAAUAAUGUUUUAAGAAUGGCUCAAGAAGGAAAUAGCUAACAUUUUAAUCCACAUCUAUCUGUCUUGCUUAUCUAUUGCCCUUCCCAAACUCUUGUCAAGAAGCCCUUAGAGAAAUGAUGACAAAAAUCCUUACGCACUCUCCAUAGGGUUUGUAUGCUGUCCCCGCAGUACACAUCCCACCUUUCCAGGUGUCAAGCCAGCAAAAGUGAACAGCACAGCAUCAGUGAAGCUAUUUUGGAAGAAGAAAACUCUGGCACUACCACACAUGCAAGAAUAGAACAUAAAUUAAGCAAGCAGGUGGUUCCUGCUUCCAGCCAGCCAUUUCACUUUCACUCUUCAUUGCUGUAUAAUAUUUGAGUGAUAAAAGCAUGUUUUAUAAAUAAAUCAAUUUUGUCCAUUUCCUGUCUCCCAAAACAAUGUGUGCUUUUUACA